Molecule: messenger RNA, 6351 nt
Organism: Armigeres subalbatus
Lineage: Eukaryota; Metazoa; Arthropoda; Insecta; Diptera; Culicidae
Exons: 5
Coding region: 2857-5418 (853 amino acids)
Source: RefSeq, a predicted model, not a curated record
UAAUAUUUCUGCCGAACGGACGUGCACACCGCAGACGCUGAAACGACGGACGUGUGUUUUGGGACUGUGUGUACAAACGAAGAAACGGGUAUUCUAUGAUGGUGCGCUUCAUGUAAUUUAUUCUCCUCGAGCCGAGACGACGUACGGUACGCGAACGGACAGUUUCUAUCGAGACCCAAUCGGGGUACUUGUUCGACGAUGGUAGUUGAAGAGUGAAGAUCCCGGAAAGGAGCCACCGAUCCUCCUCUGCAUCAGAAGACAACCUCUGGACACGAUUAAUCGUUUUUGGUAUUUUUCUAUGCGUUCAUUUCGGACCCCUUCGCCAUCGUCGUGGUCGUCAUCGUGAUCAUCGUCGUCGUUUGUGGCGCAAAACAUAAACAUCAUACUUAGUGCUGCUUAUGAGAUUCAUCGCCAUUUGUUUGGAUUUUCUUUUUUGGUAAACGAAAGAAACAAUUCCAAAGCGAAUCACGUACCAAAAGCCCAAAUCGGUAUCAUCCAUCACCCGGACUGUUAUAUCGAAACCAGGACGAACAGAAACUUGUCAAUUAACUUUGCUUCGUUGGCAACAGUGACGGUGUACAAGUGACUACUAGUGACGAACCAUCUUCGCACCCCCGUGCGGAAUCUACGGGACGACCGUCGGACAACUUUGUAUGUGACAUCAAACCAGUUGGUUUCCAGUGCGUUUUCGGUGGAUUCUUGAAAUAUUACACGCUUCGAGGACCACGCCGGCAGGUUUGUGUACGCUCCGCUGCACAUGUCUUUAAUCAGCGGGUGCGAGCAACCGAUCGGUUUCGUUUUGACCAAGACGCCGCAAGAGAAUCCACUGUUGCGGCCCUCGGGCUGCUCUUUGCGAAACUUGCGCCCCUAAACGCCUCCUGCGUGCCGAAACACCGUGUUGGGCGCCAAUUGUCGAAAUGUGACCAAUGUUCUAGAAGGCUUUCGGAUAACGAAAAAGUAACUGAAUAGUUGUGAAUCAAUUGAAUGUAUGAAAAAUGGAUUUUCAUCGGAGGAUUUUUGAUUGAUCGCGUGAGUUAAGGUGAAUGUGAAAUAUAAAUAUUUGUAUACUAUAAAGGCGCUCAAAAUGAAAGAAGUGUUUUGCACAACAGUGGCGGCAAAGCUGUUGUAAAUAUUAAAUAUCCAAUCAAUGCGCACGUGAUUUUUAGAAAACAAAAGCCACGCGAAGCUAAGCCGAGUGAUAAAAAUUUAUGGCUAAUUGAUCGUUUUCUUCGAAUGCAGUAGCAAGUUGGGUUGGGCGCCAUUCAUUCAUUGGCGGUGCUUCCCUUGAUUGGCGUGUUGUUUUGAUGAUGAGCAGAAAAAAGGGAAAAUUUUUCGGUAGAUCUCUUUAACUUUUUCGCCCGCCAGCGGGAAGAAGAGGUCCAAUUAGACUCGCGAACACCAGUGGCCGCCACACGCCCAACCGAAACUGUCGGAAAACCGCGAAGAGUUUUAGCGGGUUUAUCAUCGCGAGGAAGAAAAAAUGAAGAGUGCAGUGCAAUCAGUAGAAAAACCGUAACCGUGCAGAGCCAACGGAAAGUGAAACAACCACAAGGAGCAACAGGAAAAUUCGAAUUCAAAAAAGUUGAGUGAAGUUUCAUGUUACAUUUUGUAUGAAUCGGCCCUGUCAGUUGUGUCUGAUUUGUGGAAGUGGCCGCGGUUUGUGUUUUUGUUUCGUUUCGUUUGAUUCAUCAUCAUUAUCGUGCCAUUAUCAGCGGCGCUGAGCUUUAUCAGUGCCAGUCGGUGGUGAAAAUUACAGUUGAAGGAAAACUUUCGCAUUUACAUGCACACACGCCGACACGGGAGGUGGUUGGAAAAUUGCGCGUGCGACACUGAAGCUUAGAGAGGAGUUCGAGAGAAAAAUACUGCAACGACGACGAGGACGUGAACUUCUGCGUGAACUCAUUGCUAACGAUUGGAGCUUUACCCCUGAACGCUUGAUUCCCCGACCUAAACUUACCUGAACCUAAACCAAAACAACAGUCAUAAACUCAACUCAAGACAGAGCAAACCCAACCAAACCAGCAACGCGAAAAAUUAUAGAUCUGUAUCUAAGCCAGCAACUUUCUGCAAUAACUACCUGCCCAAUAACUAAUUUGACGCUGCUAGCCUGCUUGCUGCCGCCCCGAGAGCCGCACUUGCAGUUGCAUUAUACUGCUUGUGGAAACAACAAGGCAGUGUGUACUGACGACGCCACCAACUGCAAUCGAGUUCAAGGCUUCCCUUCGACCAAUCAAUCGACACUUUGUAGUUGGCGCCCAACGUGUUUGCAGCGAAGCAAAUCGCCGACCGACUAGAGCCUAGGAGGGCCUAAAGAGUUCGAAACAGAUGGGCUCUGUGCCGCGCGCGCCGGUUCGUGUCUGCUGCAGUCAGUCAGUGAUUGAUAUGCAUCGCGUAAUUUAAUCCAGAGCUGUUUUCCAAAAAGAGCCCCGCGGCCGUGUAGUGUGUGCGUGCGAAUGUUUGUAUGUGCAAAACUUGGGCAAUAUCGCUCUGCCUACGAUAGUUGGCGCUUGGGUACGGUUUACGUAAAACAAAAAAGCGCCAGUGAGCAGUGAGAAGAAAUUAAAGUUGAAAACUGCCAAUUUCCGUUAGGUAAUUUUCCGUUCCAAAACCAUAGACGAAGUGGUGAAUGUGCGAGAGCCGGAAUGAUGUUGUACCAACUACCACCGAGAGCUCUUAGCAAGAUUUGCACUGCAACUUUUCGGUUUUAAGUUAUGUGAUUCAAUUAGUGCAGUCCUUUUGGAGUUCCAAUGAUGAAGCACCGAGGUCCAUGUGAUUUCCAUUUCAAUUGAGCGUCGUACACACAUCUACGUGAAAGUUGAUUCCUGGUCCAUUUUACGGCGAUUUUCCAAACGUAAAAUGGCUUCAAACGAUAAAUCUAUGUCAGCAAAAGAGUCAUCUUCCGGAGACCGGAAACAAUCAGAAUCGGCCUCUGGAGAUGAUGUUGGCAAGGAUGAGGUGGACUAUGCGAUUAAACUACCCAACGCGCUGGAGAGUGAUGCAUGUUUGACCUGCAGUAAAAACCAGAAAUCCAAUGGGACUUUGAAUAACAAUUGCUCUCAUGGGAAAACCCUGGACAAGUUCAACAUAUUUCAUCUGAAACGUCGACCGAAAAGUGACCCCGGAACGGGAACCAUCGCCAAACAUGCCCAACAACGGGCCGAAGAAACCGCCGACGCGAACACGAAGAAGAAGAAAUCACGAUUUGUGAAAAGUGCGUCAAUUGCGCGAAUUUUCGGUAACAACUACAAUACAAAGAAAUACGAACAGGAUAGUGGAGCGUUGCUCAAAUUGCAACAGUUGAAGCGAAGCUUCCUGAACAGUGAACGGUUCCAUAAAAAGGAUCCCGCAACGGCGGGUUGUGAUAGUCAACAGCAAGAGCAACAGCAGGAUCACGAGCCACACAUCGGAGAUGCGUGCUACGUGAACGACAGUGAAACCAAGGCCAAAGCGAUUCGAUCCAUUACCCGGGGGCUGGGUCGACUGUGGAGGCGGAACAGCCACACCAUCGAAAUAAGCCGACCGGAUCCGGAGUAUAAGGUGUCCUAUCUGGGCAAUGUGCUCACCGGGUGGGCCAAAGGUGAAGGCUGCGUGGAAAAGCCAUUGGCCACCCUCUGGAGGAACUACACUCAAAACAGCAAACCGGACGUCCUGAUGAAGCUCUGUCUGUGUCCCUCCGGACUGAAGGCCACCACGCGGCAGCAUGGCCUCACAGAGUACUGGUCACACCGGAUAACAUACUGCACGGCUCCGAAGAACUAUCCACGGGUUUUUUGUUGGAUCUACAGGCACGAGGGUCGCAAACUGAAGCACGAGUUCCGUUGCCAUGCGGUCAUCUGCACCAAAGAAUCCGUCGCGAAGGAUAUCAGUACUACGUUGAAGGAAAAUCUCGCCAAAGCCCUGCAGGAGUUCAAACGGGACAAACUGAAUCGGCAGAACGCUCGACUUAGUUUGGCCAACAGUGUGUACGACAACCCGAGUAUGCCACGGCGGAAGAUCAUGCUGAGCGUCGGUGCCAACAACUAUCGGCCGCCCUUGGAGCGAUCCAAGUCUGCCCCGAAAUUGAUGGCAAUCGAAGAAAUGAUUGCCGAAGAGGACGAAGAGGAAGAUGAAGCGGGGGCUAUAGGUAGGCCCGUUUGCAAAAGUCAGGGAGAAGAAUUACGGACGUGCUGCAAGGAGGAUUCGUUGUUCCCGUCUACCACUUUGGGGAGGCGAAGAUGCCGACGGGGUCAUUCAAUUCGAAGGACCAGGCUGAGAAACUCCUUCAAAUCGCCCAAAGCCGUUGAAGCCAAAGUACCUUUGAAGAAUGAGAAUGUCGUGCAGGACAGUCCCAUGAAUAAGUCGGUUGAUUCAAUCUUAGAUACGAUCAAGCAGGAGGAGGAAGAGGAUCAGUUAGCGGAAACUGAAGAAUGCACAGAUGACAGUCAAACCAUGGUCAAACCAAUCCACCAUUCCGAUUCUUCCGAAGAUGAUUUCGAGACAUUCCUUCUUAAUUACAACUACAAUCCCAAAGAACCUCUGUCAUCGGAACUAAUUUCCUAUUUGGACAUGAAGCUAUGUCGCAAAGUGACGGCCAGCAUGCAUGAUCUGAGUCUCAAUCAGCGAGAAGCAGAAGAUGAGCCUCGAAGACGGUUAGAAGAUGCACGGCUAGCGCUGAGCUUGGACGAUUUGGAUAACUAUGAUGAAGGCCAUGACCAUGAAGAUACCGAAGAUGACGUAUUUUUCAACCAGAACGAUGUGCUCGAAAUACUUCGCAGUGCUACCAAAUCGACCAGCAGUAACACUUCUGGUGAGAAAACUGACCUCAUGACCAGCGGUGAAGAUGACACCGCUCCACCGUCAUUGCUGUGUGUGACGAACAAAAUCACUGGCAACUCGGACAGUGACGAGGGAUCUAUCUCCAGUGGCUGUGAAACCUCAAGUACAGUUACCACCAAUACGGACGAAUCCGCUGCGGCCAUCCUCAUCAAACCAUGCUCCGUUCUGGAACGAGUUCGAAGCUUCGAACAACUCGCUGAGCACCCAGUCAUCCAGGAGCCGAUCGGUGAAAAGACUCCUCUAGGCAAACAUAACCUCGACCCGACCAUCUUCAAACGAAGCAUCACCUUCCCGGCUCCUGGGAUCAAAACAAGCUUUCUCCUCCCGGUCACCUCACACAUCGUUCAUGUAGAGGAAACUCUCCCAGGGACACCGCAGGAUUCGCUUACUGCUUCACCUACGCCCUCUUCAACGAAACCUUCAACGUCCGCCAAUGGAAUUGUUUCCACCAGUCGUCGACUCAAAUCCACGGUGGCGGCUGUCAAUACUGAACUGAUCAACCACCUCCAGGCAAUUGACUCCGACUCGGACCUCAGUGAUGAAUCCGGUUACGUUGAAUUCCAGGACCAUCAUCAGCCUUCCAUAAAGUCUGUGACGGCCUGAGAUAGCGCUUCGGGGGAUUGAGCGACGAUUUGAAUCUCAACUCCUCAAAACUAAUCACGGGGCGCAGGCAAAUGGACUCGGGUGCAAAAAUCUAGUGAUUUAGCUUUAUAUCUGUUAUAACUUACUGGAUCUAGUUUUGUAAGUCAGAGAGAAGCAUCACAAAACGUUGAUUUGCGUUGUUUUCGGUCGCUCUCGAAUAUGUGAAUCUUGUGCAGCAAUUUGCGUUGACACGUUCCAGCGAGAGCGUGAACCACAUACCAAAUAAUUUAUUACAAUUAACAUACAUGUUUCGAUAGAUAUAUAACGGAAUAAAAUGACCAGUUGGUUUAUUGUUAGAAAAAUAGAACAAAAAGGGGUAUAUGAUAUGAUUUACUUUGGUGGGAACCAAGUGAUUAGGUGUCACAUCACAAAUCUGGGGAGGGACUACAUUUAACUGUGGAACUAGACAGGUACCUUUUAGACUAAAUCUAAACUAAAACUGUUGCAAACAAACAAUCAUAACCUCUUCCACACCGCGAACAAUCACAAACCUACAAAACAAAUUACACCCAUUCACGUACAAGUUGUCUUAUUCGAUAGAAACUAACCCAAGCAUAAGUACCAAAACUGAUUCUAAAAUAGAGUUAUUAGGAACCAUACACGUGACGACAAUGAUGCCGUCAACGCUUAUCUGGUGGAACAUAUCGGGAAAACCGCAGACAUAAUCUCAAAAUCAAUUGCUAGAAAGAGCAAAACAAAUGGACUUAAAUCUGUUAACUGUGAAAUUAUACUAACAAACGAGAUGAUUAUUACUAGUGGAUAUGUACCGAGCAUACAAGAUGAUAAAUAUGGAUGACUAUAUUUAUUGCGAUAGAGCAGAUGAUAUUAUUAUGAAUGUUUCUAAAUUCAAAGCAAAAACUGCGAAAUAAACUAUUGGAUGAAAAAGAAAACCAA